Messenger RNA from Prosopis cineraria, 2905 nucleotides. RefSeq lists its product as uncharacterized. The record is from RefSeq and is a predicted model, not a curated record. Lineage: Eukaryota; Viridiplantae; Streptophyta; Magnoliopsida; Fabales; Fabaceae.
UGGGUUUCACCGUGCGUGUGUGUUUCAAGGCAUCAGAAUCAGAUCGAGAUGCAAGACAAGCGAGAGGUCUUUUACUCGCAAUGCAAACAUUGAAUCUCCUCACUCCUCCUGAUUCUCUUUCUCCAAGAUUCUGCUCGAUCCUCCUCCAGGUACUUUUACAGGCACAAUGAAUUUUUUGAUGCGAUCUUCUGCACAUGUAUCCGUAGAACAUGCAAAUGUUCCCCCUAUUUCCGAAUCACAAACAGAUAUAUAUAGUAGAUCAACAACAGGAGCAACUUUGGAGUCUUUUAUAUCUGAAGAUCCAUAUACACGGUAUUCCGCAAUUGAAGGGCAUGAUGGACAGGCUAGCGGAGUUGGAAGUGAAGGUAGCUGCAUGAAUGGUCGAAAUUCAAAAGAUGGGUUAUUUAAGCACUCAGAUGUUUUGGAAGAAGAAGGAUGGAUUACAAUUCCAUAUAAGGAAAUCCCUGAAAAUUGGAACCAGACAUCAAACAUAGAAUCCCUGCGUUCUCUUGACCGUUCCUUUCUUUUCCCUGGUGAACAAAUUCAUAUCCUAGCAUGCUUGUCUGCAUGUAACCAGGAUACUGAGAUUAUUACUCCAUUUAAAAUUGCUGCGGUGAUGAUUAAGAAUGGCAUGGGUCACAGCUCUGAGGGAGAGCAUGAAAAUGUCGAACAUGGAAAUAAUUUAAUGUCAGAAGAAGUGGAAAUGAGUCCUAGCAGUCAAGAGACAAACUGCGAAUCUCUUCUUAGGAGGGAAGAGCACAAAAGACGGACUGAGUUGUUGCUGCAAAGAAUUGAGACUUCUCAUUUCUUUGUGAGGAUUUCUGAGUUUGAUGAGCCACUUUGGUCCAAAAGAGGUGUUUCAGAAAAAAUUUCCAGUUCAGCUGAAACAAACAGUCAGAAGGCCUCAACAAUUGGAACUAAAGCAGCUACAAGAAAGAUGUCUUGUUCUAGUGCAGUUAUUGAUAGAGGAAAGUUGGAUGCAACCAUAUCUAGUGGAAUGGCUAGAAGUUCUGCUCAGUGUUUCGCUCUUCCUAAUGGAGACAUAGUGGUUCUUUUACAGGUGAAUGUUGGCGUUAAUUUUCUUACAGACCCUUGCAUUGAAAUUCUCCAAUUUGAGAAGUUUGAAGAGAAAGAUUUUCCUUCUGAGAAUCAGGAUAAUUUAUUUUCUACCAAAAAGCAACCAUGUGAAGAGCUACUAAAAUGGCUACUUCCUUUAGAUAAUAUUACUUCUAGUACAGCUCGAUCCUUGUCACCUCCUCAUUUAAGUUCCAACUCAGGAAUUGGUAUUACUUCUCAGAGAUCUAACUCUUCAACAUCAUCUGGCUCUCAAUUAUUCUCCUUGACUCAUUUUAGAAGUUACUCCAUGUCAUCGUUACCUCAUAAUACAAACUUGCCAACGGCUCCUGUUAAAGCAGCUAGUUCUAAGCCUAGCUUUGACCUUAAUGACUGGGAUCCACAGAAGUUUUUAAGGAAAAAUAUUAAGGUUGAAGAGCUUUUGUCUUUUCGAGGUGUCUCAUUGGAGAGAGAAAGAUUUUCUGUUCGGUGUGGGUUAGAAGGUAUCUAUACACCAGGAAGAAGGUGGAGAAGAAAGAUUGAAAUAAUUCAUCCCAUAGAGAUUCAUUCUUUUAAUGCCGACUGCAAUUCAGAGGAUCUUCUUUGUGUUCAGAUUAAGAAUGUUGCUCCAGCACAUGCUCCAGAGAUUGUGAUAUUUGUAGAUGCCAUAUCACUUGUCUUUGGGGAGGCUACAGAUGGUGGACCACCUUCAUCAUUACCGAUUGCAUGCAUUGAAGCUGGAAAUGACCAUUCUUUACCAAAUCUAUCUCUCAGGAGAGGGGAAGAACAUUCUUUUAUUCUUAAACCAGCAAUUUCUAUGUGGAAAAAUAUGGAGCUUCAAGGAAAAAAUUCUCAAUCAUCAAAGUUACAAAUUGCAAAGUCAACAUCAAAAUUGAAUCUUUCCACCAAGAAUCUUGACAAAAGGAAGGCUGCUUUAAUGGAAGAUAACUAUGCUAUUAUGGUCUCAUGCCGGUGCAAUUAUACAGCAUCAAGGUUGUUCUUUAAGCAGCCAACUAGUUGGCGACCACGCACCUCAAGGGAUAUUAUGAUAUCUGUUGCAUGUGAGAUGUCAGGACAGUCUCUUUCACCUAAUGAAAGAAACUCCCAACUUCCUGUUCAGGUGUUAACUCUUCAAGUUUCUAAUUUCACAUUAGAAGAUCUAACUUUGACGGUACUGGCUCCAGCCUCGUUUACUUCACCACCUUCAGUGGUUUCACUUAAUUCACCAACUACACCAGUGAGUCCUUUCGUUGGGUUCGCAGAAUGCUUGGGAAGAGUAAAUAGUAAAAGACUGGAUAGUGAAGAGACUGAGAAACAAAUAGAUGAUGACAUACCUCAGACUGAUUCCAUUAGUGAUGAUAUUGUUCCCAAUUCUGACUUGAUUUGUUCACAUUUGUGGCUACAUAGUAGAGUUCCUUUAGGAUCUACACCAUCUCAAUCUUCAGCCACCAUCAAGCUUGAGCUACUUCCAUUGACUGAUGGUAUAAUUAUUCUUGACACUCUGCAAAUUGAUGUCAAAGAAAAAGGUGUUGCUUAUGUCCCUGAACGCUCCCUAAAGGUAAAUGCAACCUCCAGCAUUUUUCGCAGGGAUUAAUUUGAAUGGGACUUCGGCUGGUCUCAUUUUAUGUCAUGAUUUAUUCUUUUUUUUUUUGGGCCAAUAUGUCAUAUGAUUAAUUCAAAGUAAUAGAAUGGACCUUGACGAAUACUAACUUCCAUCGCUGUAGCAUUUUGAUGAAGUCGGCAAGUUAAUUUAUUGUUGAAAAUCCAGCUGCAAUUUUGUAUUGUAAUCACCAUGGGCUUGAAAAAGACGAAUGUUACAAAUCUUUAUAUGUGGAAGAGUGUAAUGUUAAUG